AUGAGGAUCGCACUCGCAGCAUACCUCGCCCUCGCUACCGCGGCCGCGGCUGCGCCGAUCCGCGUCCCCUGCGACGCACUUCCCUCUUCCACUUCAGCAACUCCUGCGAUCACGAGUGAGAACGCCGAUUCCGGCAGCGGUGGAGAAGGGGAAGUCGCGGCCGAGAACUCCGAGGGACACGACAACCCCGAGGGCGGCGAGCAACCCGCCGAGGGAGAGGGUGACAAGCAAGGCGACGGCAACGGCGUGGGCGGGAAUGGAGGAGACAAGGGUGGAGAAGGCGAGGAAGGCGGUGGCAAUCACGAGGGGGAGAACACCGACGACGGUGGUGAAGGCAAGGAGGGGGGCAAAGGCGGAGGUGAGGGCAAUGGUGAACCGGCUCCUGAUGGCAACCACGGCGACGGCCAGGAGCAAGGCGACAACCCCGCCGACGGCAACAAUGGCCAGGAGAACCAGGGAAACGGUGGAGGAGAAAGCCACGACGAGAAGAAGGAGAACGCCGACGGCGGUGAACAGAAGGAAGGCAACAAGAAAGAGGAGAACAUCAUCGGCUACGGCGCCUUCGCUGAGGUUCCUGCCGACAACGCACCACCUCCGCAAGGUGCCAACGACGCCGUCGCCCUGGAUGCCAAUGAGAGCGCCAUCGCCGAUAAGGCGGCGGGAGUUGCCCCGGCCACUGGCGCUGCAGGAGCUGUCGCAGGUGCGGGGGCCGCUGGUGCUGCUGUAGGUGCCACAGCUGCUGGGGCUGCUGGCACCACCAACGGCACGGGAGCCGCUUACGGUGGAACGACUGGGCCGUGGGCAGCUACCGCCGUCCCCGCCACAGCAGGUGGCACUGCUGGUGCGGCUGCUGCUGGCGCCGCUGCCGGUGGCACCACCGGAAGCGCCCCUCAAGCUGCUGCUCCCAAUGGUAACGCCACUACCCCGGGAUCUGCCUUGGCGGCCGCCGGAGCUGCAGCUGCUGCGGGCGCUGGCCCAGCCGGAGGGGUCGCGGGCGCUGUCGGAGCUGGCCCCGCCGGUCAAGCUGCCCUUGGGGCUACCCCCGCCGCCGGAAAGGCUGCCGCCGAGAACGUCGCUGCUGGAACUCUUGCGGGUGCCGGCGCUGCAGGCGCUGCCGUCGGUGUUCCUGCAAAUGCUGCCGCCAUGGGUGCUGCCGCUGCCGGUAUCAGUGCAGUUAAGGGAGCUACCGCCACGACCGCCGCCGCUGAGGGCAGCACAACCUCCGCCGCUGAUGCGUUGAAGGCGAGCCAGACCAUGACAAUCACGGAGGCAUACGACAAAGUCUUCGAUCCGAACCUCGACCCGAACUCGAUGGACCAGAAGUUAUGGACCUGGUGGGACGGCUACCUGGGCAUGAGCGACGACGUAGGGUUCGACAAGUUCGACGUGGUCAACGAGUCACAGCUGUCACUCUACCGCCAGAUUGACAGCAAGCCCGAGCGGUUCGAGUGGAGGGGCCCCAUGGCCAGCCGUCAGUACCGGCGCGAGCGGUUCCUUGCCACAAAGCACAAACUGGAGCAGUUCAUCGGCACGGAGGCCGGGAAGAAUACCGAGGCUGAUAAGCAGUGGCAGCAGCAGGCUCUGGAGCAGAAGCAAAGGCUCAUCGACAACGAGGUUCAGAAGAAGGCGAACGCAGCGGCGGGCGUCACGACGACGCCUGUAGGCUUGCAGGCUACUACGACGGCCAAGGCGAAGACACCGGCGACUUGGUCAAAAUCGAAGAACGACGCAGUCAUGGUUGCGCACCCGACGCAGACCGGGAAGACGACCGAGGAGAGGAAUAAGGAGUUUGAUGCCUGGUACAGCAACUACCUGCUCACCGAGUCCAAAGCCUCUCCCAAGACCGCCCAAGCCAAAGGGGCUACAGGCGUUGCCGCGGUAUCCACGAUCCCCACUCCUAUCCCGAUCUCUACUAUUGCAUACAACGGUCCCCCCGACCCGGCUGGGGAGAUCAAGACCAUCUGGGCCCUACCUUCCGCCACCACGGAUGACGCGAAGAAGCAGCAGGCGAAGGAGAACAUCAAAAACAUCCUCGGCGCCAUCAAGGCAGGCGUCAAGGACCGUCGUGACAUCGCUCAGCCGACCGCGGCCGUCAACGCUCCUCCCGCACCCGCCGAACCAGCCUCGUCCGAGGGGGACCUGACAAUGCUCAAGCUGAUGGAAAUGGUUAGUGCCGUCAUCGCAGCGGCGGCGCGCAAGGAUCCCAGCAUAGUGCCGGACCCGCACACGCUGCGCCGUCGCAGCACGUGGGUGCUCGACUUUGUGCCCGAGGGCCCGUCCAGUGGAAACUGGGACGACCUGAACCGCUGGAUCGAACGGUGCCAGGAAUGGCGCACCGCGGCGCGCGACGAGCAGGACAGGUACGCCAAGAUGGGCUUCCAGAUGACGGACCCGCCGCUGAUUCCGGCCGGAGGGGACUGGAACACGAUCGUCCGCUGGGUCGAGAGCGCAAAGGCGUGGCGCUCCGAGUGGACGUACAAAGCUGUGUGGUGGGAGAACCAUCGUGUUGAUCUGCAGGCGUUCGAGGACAAGGUCCGCGGGUGGUUCAAGUCGGUGUUCGGGUCCACUGGGAAAGAGGUCAAGUGGCAGUAG
This is a messenger RNA of Trichosporon asahii var. asahii CBS 2479, 2592 nucleotides long. RefSeq lists its product as uncharacterized. The transcript is spliced from 2 exons. Lineage: Eukaryota; Fungi; Basidiomycota; Tremellomycetes; Trichosporonales; Trichosporonaceae. Bases 1 to 2592 code for a protein of 863 amino acids. The record is from RefSeq and is a predicted model, not a curated record.